AUGUCAUCAGUGAAACAACUCGUGAGCAGCAGCGCCCGUGAUGUGCCUCGUCGGGCCACGAAGGACCUCUACCACGAGGUGAAGACCAUGAAGACGGAGGUGCGCAUCCUCCACCAGCAGCUGUGGUGCUCGACGAGGGCUCGUCUGGUGCUGGGCGCGCUGGUGACCCAGUGGGCCGCCCAGGCCGUGGGUGAUCGCAGCAAGAGGAUGCCCCGCAGUAGCUCUCACGACACCCCCGUCAUGGCCGUGAGCCCGUAUUUCGUGGCCCCCAAGUUCGAGGAGAUGCUGCAGGCUGCAGGAGACUUCGUGCGCUUCGUGGACGACCACGCGGAGCUUCCACAGGCCACGCGCGCCACCGCGGAGUCGGAGGACGUAUUGAUUGAGGAAAUCUCGGCGGACCCGAUCACUGACCAGGGGAUCUACCUUGUGACAGUGGCAAUACCUGACCGCUGA
Molecule: messenger RNA, 453 nt
Organism: Prorocentrum cordatum
Lineage: Eukaryota; Dinophyceae; Prorocentrales; Prorocentraceae
Source: the annotation of a GenBank genome assembly